AUUUCAGGCACUCCGCAUAAUUUAAAUCAAAUUGCGUUUAACACUUUAAGUUGUUGGCAAAGAUACUAAUUUGAACAUGCAUGUUCCGCUUCUUUUCAUCAAUUUUUCGAGCCAAAACCUUUCAUUUGACAGAAAUCAUCAUCGUCGGUGGAAAUUCUUCCGCUGGAUAAUGAACUGCGGAAGCCGCCGUAAGCCGAAAGCUGUUUUUUACAUCCCGGAGGAGAAUUACCGUCAUUUAAAUCGAAUGUGGAGAUUUUAAUAGAAAACUUUCAACAUUCAUUCGUCCAUCCGGAGCGGUCAGAAUGUAUACACAAAUCGAUCAAGGUGGACCAAGUACAAAGGGUGAUGGCAUGGAACACGUGGUUGAUGCGUAUCUGGAAUCACCGCCAUCUACACGUCAAUCAAACACAUCAUGCGAUACCGCCUCAGAUCCAAUCUUGGCCCUAUUUUCCAUCACACCGCAUCAGUUCGCCGUCAUUGGCAAUGUUCGCAUCAAAAAGCUCGCAAGAGCAGUAUUGGCUGACCUUGCCAGCGAAGAAUGCAAAUGGCCUACAUCUGUCAGAGUAGCAGCUUGGAAAACGAUGAAGGAAUUCUCUCGUAUUCCAGCUUCAAGUCUAGCAUUAUCCGACGAAGCCCAAGUCCAAAGAUUGAUCCGGGUACUCAUCUCAUUCCGCGAUCGUCUACAUUCGGCAAACGAGACCAGUACUAGCAAAGAUGAUAGCGAAGUAGAGCAACUAGAUCUGGCAUUGCGAGUGUUGAACAAUGUGUUGUUCCAACAAGCCGAAAGUCGUCAAAUAUUCGCCAAAUCGAUAGACGGUAUACGAUGCUGCUUGGACCUACUCGAGAAUCCAGGUACUCCGAUGAUCGUCUUUCUUUCGGCUCGCUUGAUCUUUUAUGCGACUUUGUCGCCUUCAAACACAUUACGUGAAGCAGUACAAAGUACACAAUUGGUCGAAGUGUUUACCAUUCGACUCUCGGCCCUUUUGCAACAACCCCAAUCGUCAGAAGUUGAAAUGGCAGAAGCAGAAAUACUCAAAGCUUUCUUCAACGUUGGCUUGCAUCUACCUCGUAUGACGGAAACUAAGAAUGGGAAUCAGGCGGGAGAAGAGCACUUUGAUGAAGUUCUUCUGCCGUUCUUAGCACCCACUGUAAGGCUUCUUGCAGACGUCCGGCGUAGAAACGGCACACCUGAACUUAGGUCGCCCUAUACAAAUGCGAUUGCUGUCUUGUUGAACUUCCCCGUUUAUCCGUACGAGGAGACAUGGAGAACAGGCUUGCUUCUUGUGGCUGUAGAUGAUACACAACAUACUGAAAUGAACGGUAAGAUGGCCAAGCUUCGAUCGUCAAGCGGAGGUGGAAGUGAGUCAGAUCGUUCUAGUACAACAUCUGCUAUGUCAAGGUCAAGAAAAGCAGCCUCUGCCUUUUUUCGAUCGCCAUUCAAUAGACAAUCUUCACAGAAAAACGUCCACCUUCCCAAUUCGGAAAGUCCUCUUCUCAAAACGUUAUUGGACAUGGUUGACACAUUUUGCAAGAAGCACUUUUCCGGUAAAGACAUUGAUGAUCACCACGCCACGCGAAAUGAAGAGGAAGAUUUACAGGCUAUCGGUGAGCCAGCUUUGUUGUUACUGCGAAAGCUGGCAAAUGGAUCAGAGAAAUUCCGUUUGAUAGCAAAAUCACGCAUUCUACCCGAAAGUAUUGAUCGAAAGAUUGGGUUGGAUAAACGAGAAGAUUUGACUGGAAUUUUGAUUAGAUUGAUGGGAUCACAAAAUUAUCCACGUUUAGCAAGAGCGAGUGGAGAGGCUUUAUUGGCCAUUUGUGGCGGAAGAGCGAGUCAAAUGACAGCUGAAAUUGGUUAUGGACCUUGUGCUGGCUUUUUGACAAAUAUAGGUCAGGCACAUGCGGUACCGGAAAGUGAGAUGAAAGAUAGUAGCGGAAGACCGAUUGAUCCCAUUACGGGAAAGGUAUUGCCAACCACAGAGGAAAUGGUACGUCAAGAUGCCGAAUCCGGAUUCAGUCAAAUGACGGAGGAGGAAAAGGAGGCAGAGGCAGAACGACUGUUUGGCUUAUUUGAUCGAUUGGACAAAACGGGUAUUAUCAAAGUGGAUAAGAGCUCAAAUCCAAUGCAAAAAGCUGUUGAUUCUGGGCGGUUUCAAGAAAUUGACGAAGAGGAAGAUGAGAAAAAGUUGGAAGAAGCAAACAAAGAAGAUGAAGAAUUGGAAGCUUCUGUCGAGCGAGAGAUGCGUUCUUAUCGUGAGAAGCAAAAUCGGACAGUGGCUUAAGCUGUAUUUCAAAGUUUCAGACUUGCACUGUAUCUAUUAGACAUGAAU
Messenger RNA from Meira miltonrushii, 2327 nucleotides. RefSeq lists its product as uncharacterized. Bases 303 to 2279 code for a protein of 658 amino acids. Gene Ontology annotation, biological process: G protein-coupled receptor signaling pathway. Gene Ontology annotation, molecular function: G-protein alpha-subunit binding; guanyl-nucleotide exchange factor activity. NCBI's taxonomy places the organism in Eukaryota, Fungi, Basidiomycota, Exobasidiomycetes, Exobasidiales, Brachybasidiaceae. The transcript has a single exon. The record is from RefSeq and is a predicted model, not a curated record. Gene Ontology annotation, cellular component: cytoplasm.